UAUCUACUUCAUGAAGAGAGAAAAAAAAUAUGUUGUCUUUUCCGUCAAAACUUCGAAUGAAAAUAUCAUUAGGCCUGCGAUCUCUGCCACUGACAAACAAACCGAUGGCGGGUCGUGUGUAGUCACUGGAGUGCACUGAACAGAUACCAUGCUUGGGUGAGCUAUGGCAGACAUCUCAGACUACAUCAGGAAACUGGCUCACCCCAUAGUGGAGAUCCGCACCCGUGCCCUCCAUUGCCUUCUUCAGAAGGUUGAGUUAGGGCUGGUGUCUUUGGCAGAGCUGAGCAACACACACUCCACUCUUGUACCUCACCUCCUCAAACUGCUGCACCUCGGACCUCCAAGUGCCACUCCACAGGUCCUCACACUGCUGCUCUUCCUGGCUGAGGAUGAAGGUUGCAGGGCCAGGCUGGCUGGGCCUGGGGUGCGGCAACAACUGCGAGAAUUGCAUGCUGUGGCUCCUGUCGGUCUGCUGCCACAGGUCGCACUCCUCCUCAAGAAGCUUGGUCAUGCCUCACAGUCUACAGUGGAUUCAGAGGCAAGGCUUGCUGCAGCAGUGGCACCAGAGACACCAGACUCCAGCCCUCCUCACAGCCUGCUCAUUCCAGACUCACAGUGCUUUGGUGAUGAAGAGUGCACUGAGGUGGGGGCUGGUGAAGAGAACAUGUGUGACUGGACCACUGUGGAGGACUCUCAUGAUGUUGCUGCUGGUGUUAGGGAAUCACCGCUGCAGUUUGUCAUCUUUCCCUGGCAGGCACUGACAGGGAGUGACCAGCAUGUUCUGGAGUCUAGUGCACAGUCCCUCAUGAGCUCCAACACAGCAGAAGUGAAAGCGUCAUUGCUCUUUCUUGAUACCGUGGUGCUCAGGGACUUCCCUGCCGAGGUGCUGCUGCAGCGACCAGCCGUGCUGCAGGUGGUGUAUGGCUGCCUGAUGGAACAAGGAGAGGAUGCAUGGCACCUGCAGGUUCCUGCGUGUGACUUCCUGCACAGCCUGACACAACUGCUCACCUCCCGUGUGAACCACUUCCUGGACCCACACACCCGGCCUGGCACUGGCGAGGUUGUGUCAGCCACGUCAUCAGGGGUGAACAGUCCCUCCAACCAAACUCGGAUCAGCUGCUGCUCCCCACAUUCCCAGACAGCUGCUCAUCUUGACCCCCAGCUGCAGGAUCCACUAGGGGAAAGUGGCCAACCUCAGCCUUUUAGUGGGGUUGGGCAGGAGCUUCUUGGGUCAACUGUCCAUGAACAGGAUGAUGGUGAUGAGUUCAUCCUGUUGGGUCUGCAUCAGGUGACUGUUCCUGGCCAUUGUUUGCGGGUCAUGAAAGCUGCCUGUCCCUUCCUGGCUUCCCAAAGGCCAAGUCUUCAGUCAGCUUCCCUCCGCCUCAUGACAAGCUCUGUGGCACUCCUGCACAACUGUGUUAUUCCUGACUUGCUGUGGAAGUUGGAAGAGGAAGGAGAGGGCGAGGGAGAACCACUGAUACCUGAGGUCAUCACAGGAGUACAAAUGGUCAUUGCAUCCCUGUCGGAUCUCAUCCUGAGCAGCCUUGAAGCAAGAAAGGUGACAGGAGGUGAAAGGUGGGUGCUGAUAGUUCACUGCUGCUCCAUCUUGCUGCAUCAUGUCCUCACAACACUUGUGCCAGUGGAGGCUGCUGCUCAGGUGCUGGAUGAUGCUGUGUGUGAGGCUGUGGUGAUGGUGCUUUGUGAAGGUGGGUUUUUCCUGCAGCACCCACAGCAGCAUCAUUCUUUGCUGCAGUACUUAACCCAGGCUAAUGCCACAGCUGCGGAUGAGGUCAGGUGCCUGGUUUUUGCUGCCAAGUCUCUUCAGGCCACCUCAAGUUUCCUGCAGGCAUCUGACUCAGACAUCAAGGCAUUCCUUGACCUUGCUGAAAAGGCCUUACCCAGCUGUAGUGUUCUUCAGGAUGCUGCCUUCCUGGAGAGGCUCCUGCAGGGUGUUGGGAGACAAGCAGUACAAAACAGCAUAUCGGACAAGCUGCUGGACAAGUCAAGAUUCAUGGUGCUCCAGAUCCUUCAUUCUCCAAUACUAUCUGUCCGCCUCAAAGGGUACAAGAGUAUAUUAGGUCUGGCAGAACACAGUAUUGGGGCAGCUCAGACACUGGACACCAGCUGCAGCAGAUCACCAGCUGCUCUCCUCCUGUUAUCACCAGGCAUUAUCAGGUUUCUCUUGUUUGCUGGGUGUGCUGAUGAGAAUAAAGAGGUUGCCAAACUAUCAAGGGAGACCCUGCUGACCCUGCUGCUUGGUCAGCGCUUCAUGACUGCUGCGGUGUGGACUGUAGCAGCUGAGUGUUGGUAUGCAUGUCUGCCAGAUUUGCAGUGCAUGGCAGAUCCUUCCUCCUCACUGGGCCGUGCCAUAGAUCAGAUCUUUGAGGCAGUGUAUGAUCAAGACAGCCCACAGGCACUGCGUUACCAACUACAGUGUCUCUUUCUACGCCGCCAGGAGGCAAGAAGUGGCCCUUUCUUCCAUUUCUGCCAGAAACUGAACCGUACAAUUGCUGACCUUUGCUUUGACUCCCUCCUGUACAGCAUCACCAUCCACAGUGACCUCUUCAUCCUGAGGCAUCCAGUACACAUCAGCCGCACCUGCAACCUGGAGACAGAGGAGGGAGGACUGCUGAAGGUGGUGGAGCUGAUCCAGGGCAUGGGGUUGGAGGCCGGGGUGCAGAAGGCAGCUUGGACACAAUUGGCCUUUCUUCUUGAGGACCCAAACCUUCACAAGUCAUUUCUAAGGCUGUGUUCUCUCCCGUUCCUGGUGCAGACCUUCCUCAACAUGCUCAGGCGAGGGCAGAGCGAGAAUGUGAGUGUGGAGUGUGUGCCUCGGGUGGUGGAGAGCCUGAGGCUGCUGGCCACACACUCAGAGGAAGUGCGGUUCAGUCUCCUCCAGCACUCCACCUUCCUUCUGGCUCUGGUGGGAGCAACUCUGAUUUUCUAUGAGGACACACGCAUGAGGAGCCAAGCUGCAUGCCUCAUGGCCCUUGUGCUUUUCCAAGACAUCAUUGGGUUCAGUGAUGGUGCAAAGGCAGGUGUGGCACAGUUGCCCUCAGUGCCACAGCUCUUGGCAGAGGGUCUUCACUUGCCUUUCAUCCAUCAGACACGACCAUGGGUGGAGGAUACAGGACUGUGUAGUGAGAUGAGGACAGUUCAUCACCUAAUAAAAGAAGGUGUGUGGCCUGUUCAGGAGUUCCUGGGAUCAGUGUGGGGAGCAUCCCAGGCUGGAGGGAUGGAGUGGCUCUCCUCUCAGCACUGCCUCAACUCCAAAGACUCUGGCUCCCUCCUGCUGAGUGAGAGAAAUAUUGGAUGGCUCAAGCUGUCCACAAUGGCCUUGGCCACAGCCUCAGCCUUGAGAAAUGUGGAGAAUGCCACCUCCCACCAUAGUGUCAUGAGGAAUGUGGCUGCCCUCAGCUUCAGGGUGCAGCAGAUGGGCCUCACUGGUGGCUGGGAUGAGGGCUUCUUCACAACACCCACGUGGAGGAGGAGCUUCCAGCGCUUCCUGACAGCUGAACCAAAUUCUUUGGUUGAUGAACAGCUUCUUGUGCAUGUACUGCAGUGCCUUUGCAUCUGCCUCAAGGCACACUCUCCUGGCCUCAAGCAGCAUCAGGACACUUGCCCUCCCCUCAUCAAAUUCUUAGUUACUGAACUGACCAGCCCUUCCACUGCCUUGCUCCAAACCCUCAGCAAGACAGGAGGUACCAGCUGGGUUGCCUGUGACUAUAGUGUGCAGACUGUGCAGUCUGUGAAGCUGUUCCGUGCUGCUGCUGGCCUUGUGAGCUGCACCCUCUCUGUUCUGGCAGACUGUGGUGCAGGUUCUAAAGUAACUGGUGAGAACCUGUGGGACACUCUAGCAGCUGCUGUCACCACCACACUCCUCCCCAUACUCACUGCCAAUAAUGACCUGCAGCACUAUAAUCUUGCUGUGGUGGGGAUGGCUCUGGAGGUUCUGCUUGGUGUUACACUUCAUGGCUGGCCAGGCCUGGAGUUGGCAUCCCAUUUGAUCUCUAACUCAAUAAGGCUGAUCAGUACUUUUCAUCUGGGGCGUGGCUGUGCUCAUAAUUCCUAUGUGGGCCGCAAGGUGACCCUCAGCUCCUCCCUGCUGUUGCUCCAUCUCUUCUCCCAGCCUGCCAUUGACUUCACACAGGUCAUCCAGGAGGCUUCUGGUGAGGACUCUUUGUCCUGGUUGGUGUCCCUGUGGGUGUACCGGGAUCCUCUGGUGGCCAGCUGUGGCCUAAAUGUGGCAGCUGCCAUGGCUGGCCACACCUCCCUCCUUCACUGCGGUCUUACCCAGGUGUCAGGGGGAGUGUGGGCAGCUGCUCUCAGUUACUUCCUGCCUGAGGGUCGCAGCUGCCUUGUGAGAGCCUCAGCAGCCUUGCUUCUGAUGCAGCUGAUGCAGACCAGCCCGUCACCUAGCAGUCCCUGGCCGUCACCUGUGGUGGCUGAUGUCUGCACUGGGGAGUCUGUAGAUGGCCUGGAAGGGUUAGUGGCUCUCCUACAGCACUGCAACUUCUACAGUCUAGUGCUGACCUCACUGUCCCACUUGAAUGAGGGGCUGGGCCAGGCUAGACCACCACCACCCACCCAGGAGUGGGACCUCUCUCUCAGCUGCCUGAGCUCCUAUAGUGCAGUGGACAGGGAAGGGGAGAAAGGACAUCAGGACCUGACUUCCAUCCAGUUGUAUGAGGCCACUCUAAAGCUGCUGGUUAACCUAGUAUUGCUUGGCUCUAGUCAUGUGGUACCACAACUGUUUUCCCAUGGCCUGGUGACCUUGGUGGUAACACAGCUACGCUACCUGUUGACAAACAUAAAAUCUUCACAGUCAUAUCUACGAGCAGCAGAGGUCAGCUUGGUGUUGCUGAGAGCAGUACUGAGAGAUGAGCCUGCCCAGGCAGCCACCAUUGCCAGGGAUACAGGGCUGGAGCACCUGGCUCUGGGAGUGCUGGCUGCUGACCUCCUGCCUUUGACCAGUUUGGAGGUGCUGGCAGCCCUGCUGGCUGGAGGAGGUUGGGGAGCAGUGCGAGUGGUAGAAUGGGUUGCUGCAUGCCCUAGCUCCAUCCUGUGUCCAGUGGUGGCUGCCCUCCAUGGCUCAACUCCAAGCUGUUUGCAGACUGCUGCUGCCAGCUUCUUAAUUGGCCUGACACAAGUUGUCCUCCAUGGUAGGGAGGCUUCACAUCUGAGCUUGGGUGCGUCCCUGACUGGAGCUUUAGACACGGCAGCAGAAAUGCCUGGUGGCAAAGCACUGUGCCCAGGCUGGGAGCUUUGCAGACAUCUUAUUCAGCUGGUGAGCAACAUCCAGCCAGUACAGGAACCUGCCAGCCUAAGACAUCUGUUGCUGGAAUGUAUUAAACUGUUGCUGCUUGUAAGCCAGAGUGCCAGAGAAGCAGCCUUCCACUUGCGACUUAGCUUACUUCCCACCUUGUCCCAGCCACUCCAGGUCCUUCAGCAAAAGCUGAUUACAGUGAACCUUCACAUUACUGGAUACAUGUUGCGGUGCAAGGAAGUGAAAGGGGAGGUCUUGGCAAGCAUCCAGAGCUUAGGGGUGGCCACUAAUUGGAUCAUAGGGGGAAGUGGAAUAGAGGAUGUGUGUGAGGCUCUAUUGAGCAAGCUACAUCCCCUCUGGACACCUGCACAGCAUACUCCUCCUUUCUUGAAGGCUUUGUUAGAGUUUCUUCUGAGUUCAGCAGCAAUGCACCAAUGCUGUGUGUUGCUUACACGCACCAGUGCCAUGCCUGGGCUGUCAGUGAGUGCCUCCCGCACCCGCUGGCCUCUCCUUGGCUGUGUUACCACCUUGGUCUGCCAACAGUUAGCCAAACUCUCUGGAAGGACUGGGACUCUUUCCUCCUGCUUUCAGACAUUGUCAAGGGAUCAUCUUGACAUUGCACUUUCAAUACUCACCAACUGCGCACGAGUGCCAGAGUGUAUUGUUGUCAUGAACAAGCUGGAUUUGGUAGGCAGUGCCAUGAAAUGGUUGCAAUGCCGGACAGCUUUGCAGGAGGGUGUGGCCAUCACCUCCAAAAUAGCAUCACUUCUAGCUCUGCUCACCACCCACCAGGAGUCCCGGACAGCCCUACUCAAGUCAAGACACUGGAUUGCCACUGUACAAGAACUGAUAGGCCAUGAGGUGCUGCAGCUGGCUGCUCUGAGAGUGGCAGCCAACAUGGCUUUGGGACGCCACUCUGUCUCGGCCCUACUGGAGCCAAGCAGCUUCAUGGAGACACUCCUGAAAAUGUUGGCUCAGGAGGGAAAGAAAGAACAAAGUUGUGAAGUGGUACUGAUCAUUGUGUGGGCACUGAUUGCUAACAACCAGAGAGCAAAGGCUGUCAUAAGGCAAAGUCCUCUCCGCCCUCUACUACAACACCUGGCAGAGACAGCAUCUGGCAGAGGAGCAGACCUGGCCUUGAAAACAUUGCAUAUUCUUGAGUGAGGUGUGUAUGUGUGUUGAGAGAUGGAGAGACUUUACUGGCUGAAUGUUUCCAAAAAUGUGCUUCCAGUAAAUGUAAGUACCACUAUCAUUGUAUCAUAUAAUCAUUAUCACCAUUCUAGUCAUAUUACCAUGUAAACAGGUAAUCCAACAUCUGACAGGACACUCAGUGUACUGUGCCAGUCAGACUAUAAUGAAUGCUCUCAUUGAAAACUUUAGACCACUGCCAGCAUGACCAGUCACUCUUUGAGACUUGUAGGUACUUAGGUAUCCUCUUAUCAAGCUUGCUGUGUUCUCUUGAUGUUGGGUCUGGUUGACACAAAUUUACAUUUUCUUUUCUCAACUCACAUGUGUGUACGUGUGUGUGUGUGUGUGUGUGUGUGUGUGUGUGUGUGUGUGUGUGUGUGUGUGUGUGUGUUUGCUACAUUAUAUAUACUUAUAUGUCCAAAAUCUAUGAAUGAGUAAUAUAUUUUGUAUAUUUUUAUAACAUGUUAAUAAAUUUAUGUAUAUGAA
Molecule: messenger RNA, 6940 nt
Organism: Scylla paramamosain (green mud crab)
Lineage: Eukaryota; Metazoa; Arthropoda; Malacostraca; Decapoda; Portunidae
Product: rotatin-like
Exons: 24
Coding region: 164-6430 (2088 amino acids)
Biological process (GO): ciliary basal body organization; centriole replication; centriole-centriole cohesion
Cellular component (GO): ciliary basal body; centrosome; centriole
Source: RefSeq, a predicted model, not a curated record